Solanum tuberosum (potato) is the source of this 501-nucleotide messenger RNA. Its product is annotated as transcription factor MYB44-like. Gene Ontology annotation, molecular function: RNA polymerase II cis-regulatory region sequence-specific DNA binding; DNA-binding transcription factor activity, RNA polymerase II-specific. Bases 1 to 501 code for a protein of 166 amino acids. The transcript has a single exon. The record is from RefSeq and is a predicted model, not a curated record. Gene Ontology annotation, biological process: regulation of DNA-templated transcription. NCBI's taxonomy places the organism in Eukaryota, Viridiplantae, Streptophyta, Magnoliopsida, Solanales, Solanaceae. Gene Ontology annotation, cellular component: nucleus.
AUGAAGAAAACGAGUAUGAUCAAGCGUCGAUGGAAUCCUGAAGAGGACGAGCUAUUGCAUAAGCUAGUAAAGGAACAUGGAGCAGAGAACUGGUCUCUUAUUAGCCAAUUGAUUUCGAGUAGAUCUGGAAAAUCAUGUAGGUUCUGGUGGUGUAAUCAGUUUAAUCCUCAAGUGGAGCAUCGACCUUUUACUCUUGAAGAAGAUAAUACUAUUAUCAGAGCUCAUGCCAAAUUGGGUAACCGAUGGGCUAAGAUAGCCCAUUUGUUACCAGGUCGAACAGAUAAUGCAAUAAAAAAUCAUUGGAAUACCACCCUUAAACGGAAGCGCCCUUCGAUGUCAGGAGAUUUGACAUUGGAAAAUCCUCAACCUCCGUUGAAGAAAUCAUUCAGUAUCGAGGCGGGUAAAAAUUCAGGUAGUCUAUAUAGAUCUGAUCUGAUCAAUUUGGGCUUUGAUAGGUUCCCUCAGUUGUGUCUAUAUCCGCACAUUACCCCACCGAAUUGA